This is a messenger RNA of Penicillium arizonense, 1395 nucleotides long. RefSeq names its product Dyp-type peroxidase. Lineage: Eukaryota; Fungi; Ascomycota; Eurotiomycetes; Eurotiales; Aspergillaceae. The transcript is spliced from 8 exons. Gene Ontology annotation, molecular function: peroxidase activity; heme binding. Gene Ontology annotation, cellular component: cytosol. The coding region runs from base 1 to 1395 and encodes 464 amino acids. The record is from RefSeq and is a predicted model, not a curated record.
AUGCCUGAUCUCAACAAUAUCCAAGGCGAUGUUUGGCCUCGUCUGCCGAAGAAGGCAGAGACCUUCUACUUCUUCAGCAUAGAGGACCCUGCCGUCUUCAAGCAAAAGUUGGCGAAGCUCGUGCCUAUGAUCACCACCGGGCAAGAAGCCAAAGACACCCGUUCGGAUCUUUACGCGCGGAAAAAGUCGGGAGAGACUGGGCUCAUUCAACUGACUGCCAUUAACAUUUCUUUCUCGUACACUGGAAUGAAAAAACUUGGCAAGACCGACAUCGGCGAUGACAUCUUCAGUGGCGGACAGUACAAGGACAUGGUUACUGGUGGUCUCGAUGAUCCACAGGACUGGGACAAGUUCUAUACCGGCUACAAUGGCACCAUAGACGGUGUUUUUAUUAUCACUGGAAAUACAUUGGCGGCAGUGGAGAAGACGUUUCUACACCUCGUCCAGCCAACCUUCAGCAACGGUGGUCCGACAACUGGUAUGCGUAUAGUCCACACUGAAAGUGGAACCGUUCAGCAGGACGACAAGGAACAUUUCGGCUGGGUGGAUGGUAUCUCCCAGCCUCUUGUGGAAGGUCUGGAACCAGCAACCAACAAACCUCGCGAACCUAGGCCGGUUCCCAAUGGUGUGUUCUUCAUUGGAGGCGAUGAUGAUUACUCCAAUCAGCCCGCUUGGGCCAAAGACGGGUCCUUCAUGGUCUUCCGCCGAUUGCGGCAGUUGGUGCCCGAGUUCACAAGCUGGAGUGGGAAGAACUGCGAGGACCCGACAAGCAUGGAUGUCAUUCGCUUGUUCUCAUCGCGUGUGGUGGGACGAUGGCCCGAUGGUGCCCCGCUUGAUAAAUAUCCUCUACGCGCUCCUCACGACGGUGAGCCCGACCACCCAGUUCAAAAAGAGAAUGAUUUCGACUAUGGCCCAGAUGUGGAGAAGCAAGCUAGAUGUCCCUUCGCUUCGCAUAUCCGACAAGUCCGGCCACGUAAGGAUUUCCCUGACGACUCCCAAGCGAUGAUCCGCCGAGGCAUUCCAUAUGGCGACUGGACCGACAUUGAGGAAAAGCGAGGCGGUCAUACUUUGAAACAGCGUGGAUUGCUGUUCGUAUCCUACCAGUCUAGCCUUCGUAGUGGCUUCCGCUUCGUGAUGAAGGAGUGGGCGAACAAGUCCGACUUCCCUCAUGACAAGUUUGCGGCAUGUGGGGGUCAAGGCCCCGGCAUCGAUCCCAUCAUUGGUCAAGUUCGCAAAUACCCAGGCAAGGCAAACAUCCCCAGCGCCCUCGGGAUACAGGAGGCGUCUGAUGUCUCGAAUCGUUAUGUUGAUGUCGAACGCUUUGUGAUUCCUGAGGGUGGCGAAUACUUUUUCACACCUUCCAUUUCCGCUCUCAAAGAUGAGCUUUGCAAGUAG